Rotaria socialis is the source of this 1083-nucleotide messenger RNA. The record is from the annotation of a GenBank genome assembly. NCBI's taxonomy places the organism in Eukaryota, Metazoa, Rotifera, Eurotatoria, Philodinida, Philodinidae.
AUGAAUAACGAUUCAAAUACAAUUCUCGGCAAUGAACAAUGGGUUCAGUGGAUUGAAUAUUGUUCGUAUAAAUGUAAUCAUCCGGAAACUGUUACCAAAGGUUCUGGUGUUGAAAAACUAUGUCAAGCAACAGAUGUCAACUUUGGUAAAAAUGAAAAUGGGUGGAUUUUAUCGAAUAAUAGUCGAGAAGAAAAUUUAAUUGUUUCAUUUCAAUCACCUACAUUUAUCAAUGAAAUCUGUAUUUAUGAAAAUCUCAAUCCCGGUAGUAUCAUGAGGUUGGAAAUACUUGAAUGUCAAAGAAAUAAAUGGUGGACAAUGUGGCAAUCAAAAUCUCAUAUUGAUAAGAUCCCAUUAUCUCAUAAUAUAUUCAAACCACUUUUACGACGUUACCGUUUUCAAUCAGAUACUAUUCGCAUUACUUUCGGUUCAAAAUACACGGAUAAAAUCGGAAUUCAAGCUAUUAAGCUUAUUGGUUCAAAUAUAUUUGAUAUAAAUUUACAUCGUCCAUCAAUAUUACAAGCAAUGAUGACUUUAUACGAACAAAUAUUGAAUGAUACUAAAUUAGAUGUACAGUUUCUUAUUGAUAAUAAAAUUAUCAAUGCACAUCGAAAUAUUUUAUGUUGUCGUUCUUCAUAUUUUCGUGUACUUUUACUUGAUGAUUUCAGGGAAAAAAAUCAAGCAAAACCAAUUGCACUAACUGAUAUUGAUUAUGAAACAUUUAUUGAAUUAUUAUAUUUUAUUUAUACUGGUACAUAUCGUAAAAGUAUUUCAUAUGAUAUGGCAAUUAAAUGUAUGAUCUAUUCAAAUAAAAUCAAUUUGUUAUCUGGAAAAAAUGCUGCAUUUGAAAAAAUUUCUUAUAAUUUAUCUAGAAAUCGUGAUUCAAUUCUAUUGAUGUAUCGUCUUGUCAAACAAAUGUCACCAGCAUUUGAUUUGUUAUUAGAUUAUAUCUAUGAAUUAUGUUCAAAAUGUAUGAAUGAAAUAUGCAAGACACAAGAAUUCUAUGACCUUGAUAAACAUUUAAUGAUUGAUUUAAUAUGCCAAUCAGCACAACGACGCGAUAUUCGUGAACAAGCAACUUCAUAA